AUGCAGGGCGCGCAGCCUCCUGCCCGCCUCCCGGCGCGCGGCUCCUUCACGCGGUCGGAGGAGUGUGAAGGGACUCCUCUCAACUCCGCCGAAUACCAGAGGGGACAUAAAGGCCCGGAAGUCCGCUUUGCGGCUCAGGUCGUGCGCGCGGCGCCGGCGUUUUCGGACGCUGGGUCGGGCUCCAGCCGGCCAGGCCCGCGGACCAUAGACAUGGAGCACUGGUGGCUGCUCCUGCUGCUGUCUAGGCCUCAGCUUCUGGCCCUGUGGCUCUGGCCACCCAGCGCAGGUUUUCUGCAAGUGGAGAUGGCAGGGGAGACUCAGACGGUGCUUCUGAAUGACAAUGCCACUAUUAUCUGCAAAGUCCAGGGUUACCACCACCUGGACAUCACAAUUAUGGGUAUCACCUGGUUUUGGAAGCAUCGAGUGUCUGCAACAGAAGUUAAAGUGUUUGAGUUUUUUGGAGACCACCAAAUGACAGUCCGACCUGGAGCCUGUGUGUCUCCCUGGAGGCUGAAAAGGGGAGAUGCCUCGCUGCAGCUGCCAGGGGUCCAGCUGCGGGAAGCAGGAGAGUACCGAUGUGAGGUGGUGAUCACCCCUCACAAAGCAGUGGGAAGAGUCCAGCUGGAGGUUGUGGCUUACCCAGUCAGCAGCUUGUUUCCGGAGCAAGCCAUGGUGAAAGAAAAUGAAGAACAACUUAUUUUGUGUAUGGCAAGUGGGUUCUACCCCACGAACAUUACUGUAACAUGGAAAAAGUGGACUCAGAAGGAUCCCCAGUAUGUGGAGUUUUCUGAGGGCGUCUUCACUAAUUAUACCACCAAAAAUGAGGACGGCAUGUUUAAUGUCUCUAGCUUCUUGAUGCUAAAGCCCUCUCUGGAAGACAAUAUGACCGUCUACCAGUGUGUGGUAUGGCACGAAUCCUUGCCUACCCCCCAGAGGCUCAACUUCUCCUUGACUCUGAUAGAAUCUGAGAAGUCACCUUGUACUCUGAAGUACUACAUCAAACAAAUACCUUAUUCUCCAUCUUGAAAGCUUAUUCUCGGAAUACCCAGAUUGACACAAGAGAGACUGAAGAACUAUAAUGAGGUGCUUUCAUUAUGAUGCAUUCAUGGCUUAUUCUGAUGGGGGAACCACUAGAAGAAAAUCGGAAGUUCUUACCCAGAAACAGCAGAGACAACAAGGUCUCUCAGUGAAUGCGUCUGUAACUGAAAUUACUUUUCCCGGUGGCUUAGAUGGCUUGCUCAAGAGCAGACUGUUCAAGCUGCCUUCUUUGAUAGCCUCCUGCCAAUUGGCUUAUCCAAGAAAAAAAAAGCAACACUUUCCAAAGAAGACAUACAGAUGGCCAACAGACACAUGAAAA
Odobenus rosmarus divergens (Pacific walrus) is the source of this 1357-nucleotide messenger RNA. RefSeq names its product natural killer cell cytotoxicity receptor 3 ligand 1 (gene NCR3LG1). Lineage: Eukaryota; Metazoa; Chordata; Mammalia; Carnivora; Odobenidae. The coding region runs from base 1 to 1026 and encodes 341 amino acids. The record is from RefSeq and is a predicted model, not a curated record. The transcript is spliced from 7 exons.